GGUUUUAUUUUGUUAUUGAACUCACCUCAAGAAUUGAUAACGAAACGUGGCAAAAGGUGUCUGGCCGUCUGUCGGCCGUCGCUUACCUGUCGUAAAUUCUGCGACUGUUCCGUAAGCGUGACCUUGCCAUAUAAUUCCAUCUCUUUCGCUCAUUGUUCUCCCCGUCGCCUCCCCCACCCUGCUCCAAGGCGCGGCCGCUAAAGCAGACAAAGCCUUUUCUUCCAGACUUCCACUUCCCCCAAUGGCCGACGUCGAAGGUGGCAGAACCCUAACUCUAUCUGAGCAAUACUUAUUGAAGGAUAAGGAGGAGAAGCCAGAUGGAAGCACAAAACCUGUGGAAGUAACCGAUGCUGCAUCUGAUGAAGUUGCCUCUGAAAAAAUAGAGGAUACCCCUGCUGGUGAAGAAAGCACUGAAGCUUCUCCUGCUGGUGGCGAAGAAAGCACUAUCACCCCUGCUGCUGCUGCUGAAGAAACCACUGAAACAACCGCUGCUGCUGCCUAUGAAAGCAAUGAGGCCAACCCAGCUGCUUCUGAAGAGAGCAGUGAAAUCAAUGAGCAGGAAGAUUCUGGUGAUCAAGAAGCUGAACAAACCCCAGAGAUAAAGCUUGAGACAGCACCUGCUGAUUUCCGUUUUCCGACUACCAAUCAAACAAGGCAUUGCUUUACCCGAUAUAUUGAGUAUCAUCGAUGCAUUGCUGCAAAGGGAGAAGAUGCUCCUGAGUGUGAUAAGUUUGCAAAAUAUUAUCGUUCUCUUUGCCCUGGUGAAUGGAUAGAGAGAUGGAACGAGCAAAGAGAGAAUGGCACUUUCCCAGGCCCCCUGUAGACUGUUUCUUCAAAAAUCUUCAAUGCUGUUUGGUGAAGUUGCUGCCAAAUCCAUUGGAUAAUGUCAUCAAAUGAGAAUGGAACACUUUCAGGAGAAGUCUUUAUUUAAAAGUAUAAUGAGUUAAUAAAAAUUUUGGCUUUCACAUUCAACUAAUUUAUAUUGAUGCUCUUCAAACAUGCUGCUGUUUAUCAAUAAUGUGUUUUAGCUCUUUACAUCAUACUGGUUAGUACCAGUAACUUGUUACUGGAUUAAACUGGGAAUAUUGUAGCAGAUGCCUCUGGAGUUUACCUGUUGCAUGACGAUGAGAUGUAUUACUCUGGUGGAUUGUUAUCAGUGACAAAUUCAACAUCCAUGAAUUUAUAUUUUUUAUGCUUGCAAA
Malania oleifera is the source of this 1202-nucleotide messenger RNA. RefSeq names its product cytochrome c oxidase subunit 6b-1. Gene Ontology annotation, cellular component: respiratory chain complex IV; mitochondrion. Lineage: Eukaryota; Viridiplantae; Streptophyta; Magnoliopsida; Santalales; Ximeniaceae. The transcript is spliced from 5 exons. The record is from RefSeq and is a predicted model, not a curated record. Bases 242 to 823 code for a protein of 193 amino acids.